This is a messenger RNA of Ambispora leptoticha, 387 nucleotides long. The record is from the annotation of a GenBank genome assembly. NCBI's taxonomy places the organism in Eukaryota, Fungi, Glomeromycota, Glomeromycetes, Archaeosporales, Ambisporaceae.
AUGAGUAGUCCAAUUACAAAAUUCCUCAUUCAGGGUGACGUAGCUGGCAAGGGAGCGUCAAAUCGUCUGCUUAAGGAAAAUCUUAGACAGAAGAAUAUUUUUGCUGAUAGUGGAUGCAGUUGGAUUAAAGAAGAAUCUCUCACACGACAUCAAAAAACUCGCAGCCAUCAAAAAGCUGCCAAAGGAAAAUCAAUUAACCAGACAGAUCUAUUGAGUAGUUUUUCAAUUCAAUUUGGUGAAGAUAAGGUGAAAAUUAUUUGUCAAAUGCGAUCUGCCCACUUUUUGGCUAAGCAUCAUCUCGCUCUUGAAAAAUACUCUGAACUUUGUCAUUUGGUGGAUUAUUCACAUGCCAAUUAUAAUUGUAUCAUAUUGGAUAGUCAACCAUAA